Messenger RNA from Symbiodinium pilosum, 846 nucleotides. The record is from the annotation of a GenBank genome assembly. Lineage: Eukaryota; Dinophyceae; Suessiales; Symbiodiniaceae.
AUGUUGCUGCUAACUGUUCUUGGAUUCUACAUGUCCAUGCUGAAGUACACCGCUGCUGCCCAGCCGCUUGCACGUCACGCGCUGCCUGUGUCUCAGUGGCGUAAAAACUCCAGAAACUAUUUGCAGGCUGGCGACGCUGCUCCAUUUGCAAACGCUGGACAAUCCGGAGAUGCUGAUAAACUUCUUUGCGAAGUAGGUUCCGUCAUCAGUGCGGGCUUGCCAGGCCGCUUGCCUCGAAAAGAGCUGUUUGAAGCCCAUGCGGUAAUGGAAGUGGUGAAUCGCCAUUUCCCAACAGAGUCUCGCAUUUUCGAACCAUGCGCUGGCUGUGGACUUCUGGCAAUCUUCCUUGUUCUCUCAAAUCGGGGUCGUCGAGUUCGCUGCUCAGACAAGAAGCAGCCCAGACUGGCACGUGAGCUUCAUGAGUGCGUAGCACACAAAUGGCCGUUUCUGCGCCAGCAGAUCCAGUGGGAAGAGGCCGAUGUUCGCAAAACUACGGUGACGGUCGCCCGUGACGAACUUCUAGUGUCAUGUCAUGCCUGCAGCUUUUUAUCAGACGAGAUGAUCCUUUCUGCGAAGCGAAGUUUCCGGCCGCUGGUAUUAGUGCCUUGCUGUUACGAGACACAGCCUGUGCUCACAGAGCGGUCUUGGUUGCCGAAUUGGAGCUUCAGAAGGUGGCCCUGGCUGGAGGAAGGUGCUGUGAACCGCCGGGGCCGGACUGCCAUUGAUGAAGUUCGCAUCCAGACCUUGAAGAAUGCUGGCUACGAUGUUGCCCGGGAGGAAAUUGACCGCCAGAUCUCUGAAAUGAAUCGUGUCAUUGUGGCGCAGCCGCUUCAGCAACAGGUGUGA